AUGCAUGUUUUUCUAGCUCAAAAAUAAAGGUUGAACUGUGCUAAAAAAAAUCGGGAUACGGCGUGCCUGGUCUGAAUUCAGAUUGAGCCAUUGUCUUAACUUUAUUAGCUUGGAUGCUUCAGGGAUCGAUAGCGUUUUAAUGAGAUUUUUAGGCUACGAAGGGCGGCGCCUUAUGUAUGUUCGGUGCGUACGUGGGUGUCUCCUGCAGCGGUCCAGGCGCGUGUCGUGUUUAUCGCGUGCUGUCUGUCGCACGAGGCGCACUGCAGCUUCCCCACUGUUGCUAAGGCGACACCAUUUAUUUAUUAUCGCCUCCGCAUUCAGGGCGAAUGUCAAUAAUGGACGGCAGUGAGAUGGUGAAGCAGUGGCGCAUUUACUAUGUAAAACUUCUCUGUUCUCCUCACGAACGUAUGACUUUGCUAUGACGAAAAAAAAAUUAUUCUGAUUACAAAAGUCUUAUUCUAAAAUUUCUUAAAAUGGUGAUAGACGCCAUGCCUUCCAAUAAUUGUUAAAAAUAUGUGUUGUAGCUUUUCCCCACGGGUUUAAAAACCCGGAAAUGAUCGAGUUGCUGAGUCUUGAGGUAGAGCUUUCAUCAUAAAACCAUCACUUGGUUUUGAUGCGUCAGUUAAUACGUCGGGGGAGGGAGAUAGGCUAAAUGUAGAAACUGCUAAUUUUCGUAAGGUAGGCCUAACUAGAUUAAUGUUCUUUACGUCGCGGACUGUUGAACUACAAGACAUGGUGUGUGUUCACAUUUAUCAGUAAGAAGGCUUUUGCCCUUCAUAAUAGUAGCUUAGCAUGUGAUUAAAAAUGAUGAGUAAUUUUUAUUCUCGCUCAGAAAAGAAGCCGUAUCCCUUUAUCGGCGCUGACCCAAUUCAUUUUGAGCAGACUUGGGCACCUUUUUCUGUGAAAGGAGUGAUUUUCAUAUUAAUGCAUAAGGCCAAAGAGAUAUACUGGCCACCGCUGUGUCCCACAGUGAGACCCCGGCCUAUAUUUGCCAGUCCUGUAGGAUCUGCAAAGUGUUUGAAAGGUUUAAAACUGCUUGAUUUCAUACAACAAAGAACAGCGCUACACUAUGUUAAAAUUAAUGACCAGGAUUUUGCUGUGGAAUUUUAAGAUUCCCGAUGAUGAGAAAGGCCAUGACUUGAAUCUGUUUUGUGUACCCAAACACUAUGAAGAAGAUUUGGAUCGGGUGAUUAUUCCUCAUGGGCUCAUUAUGGAUAGGACAGAACGAUUGGCCCGAAAUAUAGUACAAGACAUGGGAGGGUGCCAUAUAGUUGCCUUGUGUGUCCUGAAAGGUGGUUAUACAUUCUUUGCAGACCUGCUAGAUUACAUGAAGGCGCUUAAUCAAAACAUCGAUAAAUCUGUUCCGUUGACUGUGGAUUUCAUUAGACUAAAAAGCUACUGCGAUGACCAGUCUUUGGUUGAUGUUAAAGUUAUGGGUGGGGAUGAAUUGUCUGCUCUAACGGGAAAAAAUGUUCUGAUUGUUGAGGAUAUUGUUGAGACCGGAAGAACAAUGCAGACAUUGCUUUCUCUAUUAAAUAAGCACAAUCCAAAGAUUGUCAAAGUAGUAAGCCUCUUGGUCAAAAGGACACAAAAAAGCUCUGGAUACAGACCGGAUUACAUUGGGUUUGAAGUUCCGGAUAAAUUUCUAGUCGGAUAUGCCCUCGAUUACAAUGAGUAUUUCAGAGACCUCAGUCACAUCUGCAUCCUGAAUGAGAAUGGAAGAGAGAAGUACAAGAAGUGAGAGGGAUGCAGGACCCAGACGGCUGCACAAUCAACUGACACGCAGACCACUGUGAAGCUGCUUAUUUUUUUAUUUUAAUGUUUGGCCUUUUUAUGUUUUUCUAUUUAACUCUUGACAGUUUCGUCACGGGGCCCCUCCUUUUGAGGAAAAAAAUAGUUUUGCAAAUAUUUGAUGUUCUGGAUUUUUAUUUGUGAAUAACUUGAACAAAAAUGUAAAUCUGGAGUUGUUUCAUGUACCUCAACAGCUGGAAUAUGAUUAGACAAAAUGAAUGUUGCAAGGGGGAGUGAGGUUUCCUUAAGUAAUAAGCCCAAACAAGACCCUGAGAUACCAGGGCAUUAGUGUAGUGAGCUACAAAUUAGAUUUGUUUUUAUUUGUGUAAAAACAAUUGAUGUUUUUGGCCGACGUAAACUAUCAUCCAUCGUUAUCAGUUUGUAUUGUUAAUAUAAAGGACAGGUGAUCAACAUAGUUUUAAUUUGCACAAGGAAUGUAAAGAAAAAAGGAAUGUACAAAUAUUUAUUUGUAUGUUUAGUUUUGUUAAGAGCAAGAUCAUAAUGGAAUAAUUUAUUUCAGCAAUAAUAA
Molecule: messenger RNA, 2320 nt
Organism: Paramormyrops kingsleyae
Lineage: Eukaryota; Metazoa; Chordata; Actinopteri; Osteoglossiformes; Mormyridae
Product: hypoxanthine-guanine phosphoribosyltransferase-like
Biological process (GO): GMP salvage; hypoxanthine metabolic process; IMP salvage
Cellular component (GO): cytosol
Molecular function (GO): magnesium ion binding; hypoxanthine phosphoribosyltransferase activity
Source: RefSeq, a predicted model, not a curated record